This is a messenger RNA of Cuscuta campestris, 974 nucleotides long. NCBI's taxonomy places the organism in Eukaryota, Viridiplantae, Streptophyta, Magnoliopsida, Solanales, Convolvulaceae. The record is from the annotation of a GenBank genome assembly.
GUUUAUCGAUUCGUAUCGGCUACAUACAUACAAGUUUCUCACUCUGCAUAAUCUAUGUUCAGGUGAACAGACAGAUGAACCUAGAGCCGAUCCCAGAGGGCAUUGAGGAGGAGAUGUACGAUGGCGUGGCUGUCUCUUUAAUCUGUUGAUUAUGCUUUAUUUAAUUAACUUUAAUGCUUAUUACGUUUUCGGGCAAGAUCCCAAGUUGUUUGACUUUAAAAAGGCUCCGCAUUAUUUUAAAUUACUCCGAUGGAUUUUUAUAUGUAUUGAAAGAACGUUUGUUUAAAAUUGUUUUGAAAAUGUUGCAAAUUCGGAUACCAAUUCAGUGGCACACCGCAAAGGUUGCAGAUAGAUGCCAUGAGGCAACUCUUCGCACGGAAGAUUCUGAGGACUCCACAGCCAUGGCUAUAUCAAUGAAAAACUGUGGCUUUCGAAUUUCUGAAGAGAUGAUACAAGAUAUCAGACACACCCUUGCUGUCAUGUCCUCUACAAGACAAAGGGAGGAGGAGACGGAAGGGACGAUUAACACCCAAAGUUUGAGUUUUCAUCCGUUUAGAUCAGCUAGCAAAAAAGCAAACAGUAUCAAGCAGGCUUCUCCUGAGAUUGAGGAGCCUUCUUCAUCUUCAUUUGCUGCUGAUGAUGAUGAAGAAGAAGAAGCAGACAGGGAUGAUGACCUGCCCGUGUCAAGGCCGAUUCAUCCCUUUUUGAAUGGAUGUUAUGAGGAGUGAGCUUAACAGCUAGACUGGAAGACUGAAUAUUGAAGGAAGUUGUCAGUAAGGAAAAAAACAAUUCUUCAACUUCCACAGACAGUUGUGCAUUCCUAACCAAAGUAUGCAGAGUACACAACAUUAGGUUAUUUUGUUAGACUCUACCAUUACGCUAUGCUUGGUUUGAGAAAUUAGGAAGGAAAAGAAAAAGGGUAAUUUACUUAAACUAAAACAUAAUGACUUUCUCAAUAUAGGAACAUAUGUUUU